UUUUAAAGCCGAUAUAGCAUUAUAUUUUUCAGGGAUGUGGCCACACUGAUUAUAGGGGAAUGCUAUUUAUUAUUAUAUUUACUAUACAACACUGGUUAAUAAUUAUUUGUGAAGUAUUCGUAUGAGCCGCGAAUUUGUUAAAUUUUUCAAUUACUGUAACAAUAUAGAAAUAUGGCAUACAUAGUCAGCAAUACGCAUAGUUUUAAUCCAUCCUUGUGCAGGACAUGCCAACAAAGUACCAAUAUCAGUAGUCUUCAUUCAUUAGAAGAAGAAAUAGAAAAUAGUCUAUCUCUCGGAGACAUGCUACUGGAAAUAGCGCAAAUAAAUAUUAAAACAGACUGUUAUAAACACUUACCAAAAUAUGUUUGCAGUGACUGCCGUGAUAAACUUAAAAAUGCCCACACAUUUGCAGUUCAGGCGCAGAAAGUAAACAAACAAUUCAUUGAAUACUUGGGGAGUCAGUAUAUCAAGCAAGAACCUGCUAUUGAAAUAGAUAGUGUAGAUAUCGAAUCAGAGGUUCUAAAUGAAUCUGAUUAUGUUGACAUUAAUAUAAACUCUUCAACAUAUGAAAAAUAUAUUGGGAAGAGAAAUUUAGAAAAAUUGUCAUCUGUGAAAAGCGUGGAAGAGUCUUUUUUAAAUGUGAAUAAUGCAACAGACGAAUUUAUAUUACCUAUAAGACGUAAUGAAAUAGCGUCUUUUACUGUUGGUUCAACAAAAGUACCUGUAACGCACAUUCCGCUUGAUAGGAAUAAGCAUACCUCAUGUUUGGAAAUUAAAAAAAAAGAUUCAAGAACAAACAGAUUGAAGAAAAAAUUGUUGCCAAAAAUUGAAAGUCUAGAAAAGAUGAUCGAUACGCAAGCAACCACUAUUAGUGAAAUGAAAAUGAAUUUUGAAAGUUUAUUUAAAUACUAUAAUAUAAAGGAAAUUCAAAAAAAUAACUUCGACACUAAUAAUAUCUCAGUGUAUAGUUUUAAAGUGAUAGACAGUUCUCAAGAGCUAAGAGAACUUGAAGAAAACUUAAAUGAUUCGAAAUACAAGGACUGGUUAAUUACCCAUCUCUCUUCUGUUUGUGGAGUAGAUGGUAUGUUAGAUGGUAAGAAUUGUGCUAAUGAGCUGGUCGAUUAUAUGUUUUCAAAGGAAUUACUAACAAAGUACUCAUUAUUGGAUGAAUGCAGAGAAAAAUAUAACUCUAUUACAAAUUGUGGGAUUAAAACAUAUAAAAACGUUUAUGGAUUAUUUUUCACUGUUAUUCAAAAGGCUGAUAUGACUUUCUCUUUUCAAAAGCAGGAUGAAUUUUUUGAUGUGAUUUUAAAAAAUAAAAAAGCUUGACCAGCCGCUAUAAUGAAAGUUGGUGGCGUAGUUACGAAAGUAACAAAACAUAAGCUGAGACUUGAAAAUCUUAUCAAUGAAAAGAAGCUUUAUAGCAGUCUAAGUGAAGCAUAAGUUGUAAGUUCAUUGCAAGCGGUUCAAAGGAAGGAGGAAUAUAUUUCAGUAACAUCUGAAAACAUCUGAAAGUAGUAAUUAUUAGGUAUGUAUUCUGUGCUUAAAAAACCAUAAUGUACAUAGUUAAAUAUAUCAUUAAGACAAUUAUCGUAUAAGCUAAUAAAAUACUAGUACAUUAUUAUG
Messenger RNA from Teleopsis dalmanni, 1626 nucleotides. RefSeq lists its product as uncharacterized. The record is from RefSeq and is a predicted model, not a curated record. The transcript has 3 exons. Lineage: Eukaryota; Metazoa; Arthropoda; Insecta; Diptera; Diopsidae. Gene Ontology annotation, molecular function: zinc ion binding. Gene Ontology annotation, cellular component: nucleus. The coding region runs from base 172 to 1329 and encodes 385 amino acids.